Molecule: messenger RNA, 1719 nt
Organism: Mycena indigotica
Lineage: Eukaryota; Fungi; Basidiomycota; Agaricomycetes; Agaricales; Mycenaceae
Exons: 13
Coding region: 1-1719 (572 amino acids)
Molecular function (GO): iron ion binding; oxidoreductase activity, acting on paired donors, with incorporation or reduction of molecular oxygen; monooxygenase activity
Source: RefSeq, a predicted model, not a curated record
AUGCCCCACCUGAUAGCAUAUGGCAACACGGCAAGUAAUGUCAGAUGUGUCAACACAACAUAUAAGUCCACAAUAUUUCGAGCUGCAUCCGCACCUUCGCACUUUGCCCUCAUCAUGCCUUCCGACAUCCUUUUGCUGUCGGUCGCUGCUGCUGCCAUUGCCUUUGUUUACAUCCGCAAUCGGCAUUCACGGUCCCCCCUCGCUAACAUCCGUGGACCAACGCCGGUUUCUCGCUGGAAAGGCAACUUGCCGCAAAUUUUCAAUAUCGAGGGCUGGGACUUCCCGAAAUACAUCUUCAAUGAGUACGGUCGAGUCGCGAAGAUGACCGGUUUGCUCGGGAACGAAGUUUUGUAUGUCUCGGACCCCCGUGUGGUUCGGCGUGUCCUUCUCAACUUCCCACCGCCGCCGAUGGUAACACAGAGCCAUAACCUGAUCAACGGUGAUGGUCUGCUGGGUACCAUGGGUGAUCAGCACAAGAAGCAGCGCAAAAUGCUAAACCCAUUAUUCGCGCCCAAACAUAUCAAGGGCUUCACCAACUUGUUUUUCGACCGGGCAGCCAAGAUGAACAAGACUUUCCUCGAGGGAUUUGGCAUCCAGGAGAAGCCGCGGGUGCUGAACAUGCACUACUGGUCGUCUCGCCUGACGCUGGAGCUCGUUUCGCAAACUUCCUUCGGCCGAUCGCUCGAUCCGCUCGACUCGGAAGACUCCGUCCAUCCUUACACUGUCGCGGUUCGCUCCAUGCUGCCAGCCGCGCUCCCGCUCUCUGUGCUCCGAAUUACAGUUCCCUACUUGCAAUACUUUGGUACCAAGAAAUUCCGCCGAUGGCUCGUACACAGCCUACCCUGGCCGGCGCUCAACACUAUGGGCAAGGUCGUUGAUGUUAUCUUCAACACCGCGGUUUCCACGUACGAAGACAAGAAGAACAUCAAUAUUGACGAGGACGAGGAUCGCAAAGACGUUAUGUCGGUUCUGCUGAAAGCAAACAAGAAGGUUGUCGCCGAGGAUCGUCUGAACGAAUACGAAGUCGUCUCGCAAAUGGGCACGCUAACCGCAGCCGCCAACGACACGACACCUAAUGCGCUAUCGCGCAUGUAUUGGCAGCUCGCGCGGAAUCCCAAGGUGCAGGAGAAGCUGCGUACCGAAAUUCUCGCUGCCGAUUUCGACUUGGAAAACUCCGAUCCUGGACAACUCUACGACCAGCUGAUGGCGCUUCCUUAUCUUGAUGCUGUCCUACGCGAAACGAUGCGUCUUGAUUCGCCGGUGUCAAUGCUGCAAAGACGGGCGAAUGUGGAUGCGACUAUUCCUCUAUGGCGGCCGAUUGUUGGCGUCGAUGGGAGCGAAAUUAACACGAUAAACGUCUCGAAGGGUACUGAUUUCAUCCUUGCUGUGUGCAACGCCCAUCGGGACCCGGAAAUUUGGGGCAAUGAUGUGCUUGAAUUCCGACCUGAGCGAUUCAUCGAGGCGCUCCCCGAGUCCUUUACCGAUGCUGGGCUCCCUGGUGUCUACUUCCAAACUUUACCGUUCGGUGGCGGAUUCAAGGCGUGCAUUGGCUACAAAUACGCUGAACUGCAGAUGAAGGUUAUGCUCUAUAGCUUGCUGUCGUCGUUCCGUAUGGAGCUCACCGAUGACGAGCUGGUCUGGAACAUGCAUAUGGUUGCGACCCCGAGCAUCGCUGGCGUCAAGGGCUCGCAGCUUCCCAUCAAACUCACUGCAUUAUAA